CCAGCGAGGCCGGACAUGGACAUGUUGGAGGGUCUGUUCGGCAGCGAUGCAGAGUCCGAAAAUGAGCCGAAAGGAGACGACUCUGGAUCUGGCUCUGACUCCGAACCAAAAAACGCCCCUCAUGUUAGUAAUGCUUCUGCGAGUGACAGUGAACGGGAUGAUGAUGACGAGGGACAUUCUGCUUUAAAACCCAGCAACAGGGAACUUUUUGGAGAUGACAGUGAGGAUGAAGCUGGGUCCCAACACAGUGGUAGUUACAACCAUUCAGAAAGGUCUGAUAAUCAGUCUGAAGGUAAUGCCCACUCUGAUCAAGAAGAACACGAUCAAUCAGAUGCUGAACAGCACAGUGGGUCUGAAAACUUUCAGGAUGAAGAUGAUGAUAGAGGCCACCGAUCUGACCGCAGCAGCCAUCACUCUGAUGCCGAAGGGUCAGAAAAAGAUGUCCAUUCUGAAGAUGAAAAAUGGGGCAGUAAGGGUAGAAGUGACCAGUCUGAUGAUGAUGAGGAGAAGAUUCAGAACUCAGAUGAUGAGGAGAAGAUUCAGAACUCAGAUGAUGAAGCACAGCAUUCAGAUGAUGACAGAAAUAUGAGAUCAGAUGAAGAGAUGCACAAACAAUCUGAUGGAGAAGACCAUGAAAACCAACAGUCUGAUGAGGAGGAUCGCAGACAUCAUUCUGAUGACGAUGACCAGAGACAUUCCGAUGAUGAGAGACUGCAUUCAGAUGGUGAAGAUCAGGAUUACCAUCAGCGGUCAGAUGAUGAUGAUGAUGAACCAAAGAUUCAGAAUUCAGAUGAUGAACAGGAACAACAGCAGUCAGAUGAAGAGCAGCAGCAUUCUGACGAUGAAGACCACAAGCAGAGGCGACAUUCAGAUGACGAGCAGAGGCGACAUUCAGAUGACGAGCAGAGGCGACAUUCAGAUGACGAGCAGAGGCGACAUUCAGAUGACGAGCAGAGGCGACAUUCAGAUGACGAGCAGAGGCGACAUUCAGAUGACGAGCAGAGGCGACAUUCAGAUGACGAACUUGACGGCCAUCGCUCCGAUGAUGAGCAACAGCAUUCAGAUGGUGAAGAGCAGGAGCAAAAAUCAGUAUCAGGAAAAGGAAGCGAUAGUGAAGAAGAGAUUGUGCGGCAGAGGCCUAAGAAGAAGAAGAAGAGGAGACAGUCAGACUCUGAGUUGGAUAGUGAUGGAGAAACGCCAAAAGAGGGGAAAAAAGGUGCCUCUGAUUUGUUUGGAGAUGCAGAUGAUAUUUCUUCAGAUAGUGAUGCUGAAAUGAAGCCUCCAACUCCAGGCCAACCAAUGGAUGACUAUGGAAUCGACCAAGAUCAUCCUGAAGAGGAGCCCGCACCGGAGACCAGGAUAGAAGUAGAGAUCCCCAAAGUGAACACAGACCUUGGAAAUGACUUAUAUUUUGUGAAGCUUCCUAACUUUCUCAGUGUUGAGCCCAGACCCUUUGAUCCUCAAUAUUACGAGGAUGAGUUUGAAGAUGAAGAAAUGUUGGAUGAAGAAGGAAGAACCAGGUUGAAACUAAAGGUUGAAAAUACCAUCAGGUGGAGAACACGCAAGGACGAGGAAGGAAAUGAUAUUAGGGAGAGUAAUGCACGGAUUGUUAAAUGGUCAGAUGGCAGUAUGUCCUUGCACUUGGGUAAUGAAGUAUUUGAUGUGUAUAAAGCUCCAUUACAAGGAGACCACAACCAUCUUUUUAUCAGACAAGGAACAGGUUUACAAGGUCAGGCUGUAUUCAAGACCAAGCUGACGUUCAGGCCUCAUUCCACCGACAGCGCCACUCACAGGAAGAUGACCCUGUCCCUUGCAGACAGAUGUUCUAAGACUCAAAAGAUCAGGAUUCUUCCGAUGGCAGGACGUGAUCCAGAGUCUCAAAGAACAGAAAUGAUUAAGAAAGAAGAAGAGAGACUGAAAGCAUCAAUCCGCAGAGAGUCACAGCAGCGCAGAAUCAAAGAAAAGCAGCACCAGCGUGGUCUAAGCGCUAAUUACCUGGAGCCUGACCGCUAUGAUGAUGAAGACGAAGGAGAAGAGUCGAUAAGCCUGGCGGCCAUCAAGAACAGAUAUAAAGGAGGGAGAGAGGAAAGAGCCCGUAUCUACUCAUCCGACAGUGAUGAAGGUUCAGAGGAUGACAAAGCUCAGAGAUUACUCAAAGCAAAGAAACUGAACAGUGAUGACGAGGAGGAGGGAGAGCCGUCAAAGAAGAGGAAGGCAGAUGAUGAAGACAAAGCCAACAAAAAGCACAAGAAAUAUGUCAUUAGUGAUGAGGAGGAUGAAGAGGAGGAUUUGUAACAUGCGUAUAUAUGUAUUUUAUGUUGUACAUAGAUGGGAUUCUGUUAAUUAAAUACAUUUUCAAAAUUCAA
Messenger RNA from Bufo gargarizans (Asiatic toad), 2366 nucleotides. It is a transcript of the gene LEO1, whose product is annotated as LEO1 homolog, Paf1/RNA polymerase II complex component. Gene Ontology annotation, molecular function: RNA polymerase II C-terminal domain phosphoserine binding. Gene Ontology annotation, cellular component: nucleus; Cdc73/Paf1 complex. Gene Ontology annotation, biological process: positive regulation of transcription elongation by RNA polymerase II; transcription elongation by RNA polymerase II. NCBI's taxonomy places the organism in Eukaryota, Metazoa, Chordata, Amphibia, Anura, Bufonidae. The record is from RefSeq and is a predicted model, not a curated record.